Molecule: messenger RNA, 456 nt
Organism: Phialemonium atrogriseum
Lineage: Eukaryota; Fungi; Ascomycota; Sordariomycetes; Cephalothecales; Cephalothecaceae
Exons: 1
Coding region: 116-379 (87 amino acids)
Source: RefSeq, a predicted model, not a curated record
UUUCCACGGUUCGAGGAAUCGUCGUCUACAAUGUUUUAUCCGUCGCGAAGCAACAACUGAUCGCACCUGUUGGGGAGUUUGGUAAAUCCGGAAUUGACAUGGGGAAGAAAUCAUCAUGAUAAAAAAUGGGUUCAGGAAGGGUCAUGCGGCGUCAAAUCGGCUUCUGGUCCACGACAAAACCUCCCCGAUAGAAUAUGCCUGCAACAGCAACAACAGCAGCAGCAACAACCGAAUGUUCGCGCGUGGGAUACCGUUUUUUCUCGCCAUUUACUUCACUUAUCUACGGACAGGGAGCAAAGCUAUGGGACGUUCGCAACAUUAUGAUACCAAUUUUCUCUCUUUUUUCUUCUUCGUUUUUUCUCUCUCGUUUAUCUUCUAAACCUCGUCACCCCCGCGACUGCAUAUAAUUUGCGCAUUCUAUCGCCGAUCGGCUUACCUUUCACUUCGUCGAUCUAC